Arabidopsis thaliana (thale cress) is the source of this 582-nucleotide messenger RNA. RefSeq names its product egg cell-secreted-like protein (DUF1278). The coding region runs from base 58 to 423 and encodes 121 amino acids. Gene Ontology annotation, cellular component: extracellular region. The transcript has a single exon. Lineage: Eukaryota; Viridiplantae; Streptophyta; Magnoliopsida; Brassicales; Brassicaceae. The record is from RefSeq and is marked reviewed.
AUCCAAACAUCUAAACCAAAAAGGAAACAAAACAUAUCAAAGGGUUAACAAAGAAAGAUGGGAAGCAAAACUAUUCUCUCAGUCAUUUUGAUUGUUUCCCUUUGUGUUGCCAUUUUUGUCACUCAAGGAGUAGCUCAUAUGCAAACACCACCGACGACGGUUCCAGGAAUUUUCCCACCUGGCUUACCUAUUGAUCUGGUAAAAUGUUGGUCGUCUCUCUUCAAUGUUGAAGGAUGUGUGCUCGAGAUCGCCAAAUCAAUUUUCUCUGGAAAAUUCGAAAAUGUCGAAGCCGCAUGUUGCAAGGCGUUUUCGACCUUAGAUGCUAACUGUUGGCCUCACAUGUUUCCGUUGAAUCCGUUCUUCCCUCCUCUCCUCAAGGAUAGCUGCGCUCGUAUUGUCCCCAACUCCCCUACACACAACUAAGAGCAAGAAUGGUUGUUGAUCUACACUUUUAAAUUAGUAGUUAGCUUCAGAGUAAUAACCUAAGUUUUAUAGUUAAAUUCUAUGUUGGCAAAAUGUGAACUCAUAUUUUAUGAGACCUCUUUAUAGGUUUUCUCAAUAAAGUAGCAAUAUUCAUCGAAA